Molecule: messenger RNA, 1218 nt
Organism: Schizophyllum commune H4-8
Lineage: Eukaryota; Fungi; Basidiomycota; Agaricomycetes; Agaricales; Schizophyllaceae
Exons: 3
Coding region: 1-1218 (405 amino acids)
Source: RefSeq, a predicted model, not a curated record
AUGUCUCGUACUUCUUCGACUCCCAGCUCUCUUUCUGCACUAGGAUAUCAGCCGUCUUGCUUUCCAUGCGCGCUCGAGUGCACCCUUGCCACACACAGCCCGACUCAUCACCGCGGCAAGACUGGCCGGGAGCUCUCUUCGGGGGACAUUCGCACGACCACAAUAUCCCUCUUGGCACCAUUCUAUGAAGCCCUCAAAGGAUACCGCAGCGUCAAACUCGAUGACAAGUCUUUGGCGCGUACAUCGACUUUUUGCUCGCAGCCUUCGCGCUCUUCUUCACGGCGUCCAUCGGUAGCAUCGGGAUCCUGCGCCUCUGGUAAAGGCGGACCCAAACGUCGACCCUGCGUCAUUGUUGAGGCGGGAGCGGCCACAGCUAAAGUCAUCCUCAUGGGCACAUUCGAAGGAGCCUACAUAGAUGAGCUUCAUCCCAUACUCCAGGAAUAUCUUGCUAUCCUCUUCUCCCAGGACAGCACAUAUGAGGAAGAACGAUUUACGAAGGGCAGACCCGCGCAUAUGCACAGCACUCCCGAAUGGGCCCAGAAGCCCAAGCAUCUCGGACACCUCCAGUACAUCGUACCUCUCAGGCACGAGAUUGACUUGCACGCCGCCACUGAUCGCUGGGAGGUUCUUCGGAGGGGCGAUGGCGGCUCUCCACGCUCAGCAGGCGACGGCGAUACCGAAGGCUACUACAUGGAUGGAGAGAAUAUGUCCGACUUGAUCAGUCACGCCGAAGUUAUGUAUGACCGCUUGAGAGGGCGCUGCCAAAGGAGGUCGUACAGACAUGCACUUCGACAAGCACUCAGGGAAAGGGGGAAGGCCAGGAAUCCGAAUCGCAGCCAAGCGUCGGUUCAAACUCGUCAUUCGCGCGCCCCGUCGGUUGCGCUCGAACCCAUCCCGGAGACACCCACGACACCGUCGUAUGCCAUGCCCGCUGCGUCGACGACGCCCGGAAGGGCAGAGAACUCGUGGAUCACCCCUCGCAAGUUCUCGGUCUCAUCCACCUCCAGCCACACGACGGCUAGCAAGCGCCGCUCCGAGUACGACGAGGGCUGCCCCAGGACGCCGAAGGCCGCGAAGCACGAACUCGAUGCGUCGUCGACGCACUCUAAGAAGUCCAAGUUCUCAAUCCCGUUCAUGAAAUCGUCGAAGGCCAAUACCUCUCAAACUUCUCUACCCUCGCUCGCUUCGCAGAACCAGUUUGCGGUCCUUGCUUGCUAA